AUGUCUACAGAUAGGCCUAUAAGGCUGGCAUUCCUUGGUGGAACAUGUACGGGCAAAACUUCGUUACUUUCAAGACUGACUAUAGAUUUAGUACGGGAGGUACAUUAUCCAACGAAGAAGCAAUCAAAUUGGUUGUUUACAUUUAAACCUCAUAGUCGUAUUGCUAGGGCUAUUUUAGAUGAAAAGGUUCAUGAGCGUUAUUAUUAUGAAAAUGGAAAUGUAAUAAGUGAGGCGGUGUUCAAGAGUCCAAGUAUAAAUGAUAAUGUUUUACUUUCCCCUCUUGUUUACCAAAGCAUAAUUGAGGAUUAUAACUAUGUAAAGAGUGCUACUAGGAAUGGCCAGAGGCUAUCUGAUGCGAAAGGUAAUCUUAGGUCUGAAAAUACAUACUACCAAUAUAUUACCAGUACAGAAGGAAGCAGCCACCACGAAUCGUGUUGGGAAACGUCGCCUACAGAUAUUCCUCUAAACUAUGUUCCUCCGGAAUAUUCAGAUAUAGCGAUUGAUGUGAUAGAUACUCCGGGGUUCGACCCAAAUAUGGUUGUCCCUUUCUUAGAGGUCUCGUUAUUUAGGAAUUUGGACAGUUCGAUUCUACGUGGUUUAGCAGAUCAGCCCAGAGAACCUGUUUCUACUCAGUCAAUGCUUGUUGCUUCAGGAUCUGCAGAGCUGAAUGGGAAGGUCGAUGGUUAUAUUUUGGUAUAUAGCGCUCUUCCCGAGUUAACGCAAAGUGACCCACCACCAUAUGACGAGCCAGAAUUAUCAGCAUUCCGUUCACAGAAACAAACUCCUUAUUCUACUACUUCAGCACAUAAACAUAAAGAUGGUGGAUUUUCGCUUCUUAAGUCUAUUAAGGACUGUUUCCUGGACGCUUGGACUGAAUUCCGAAACUAUCAGCGAAAUUGUGACGUGGAAAAAGAAUGCGACAUCUACUCACUAUCAUUUCCUUUCAAACAAACAUGGAAGACUGAGUCACAGAGUAGCGACAGGGCAAAUGAAUCGGGCUCCUUUAAAUCUCAUUUGGAGCAGCUAGAUUUGAAUCCUGAAUCUCCAGACUCACCUCCUCCGAUUCUGAUAGUGUGUACUCAUGUAAUGAAUCCGCUGCAUUCACCGCUACUUAUAGAGGAAGGAAAAAAUUUAGCUAUAGAAUGGAAUUGUGCAUUUGUUGCAGUAGAUAGCAUGCUCGAUGUUAACGUCGAUAUUGCGUUAGCUUGCAUUAUAAGAGACAUUAUAGAGAAAGAAAAACUAAUGAAACGACAUAUGACGAAAAAGAAGGGCGUUCUGGAGAGAAUAAUUAAAGGUUAG
Molecule: messenger RNA, 1299 nt
Organism: Eremothecium sinecaudum
Lineage: Eukaryota; Fungi; Ascomycota; Saccharomycetes; Saccharomycetales; Saccharomycetaceae
Exons: 1
Coding region: 1-1299 (432 amino acids)
Source: RefSeq, a predicted model, not a curated record